AUGUCCAAGCUUCUCGUUGUCUUCGGCGCCACCGGCCAACAGGGUGGAUCCGUGAUCGACUAUGUCCUCAACGACCCCGUUCUCUCCAAGGAAUACAGUCUGCGGGCCAUUACCCGCAAUGCCUCCCGGCCAGACGCCCAGGAGCUGCAAAGCCGUGGCGUCGAGGUCGUCGCAGCCGACGCCGACUCGCCCGAGACACUGCCCGCCGCAUUGGCGAAUGCGCACACCGUGUUCCUGGUGACGGUCUCGAUCUACGAUGACCAGCUCAAGCCCCGCGAGUACCGCCAGGCCAAGGCCGUGGCAGACGAAGCCGUGGCCGCGGGCGCCAAAUCCAUCAUCUUCAGCUCGUGCGUGGCAGCCGAGCGACUGCACGGACGACCCGUGCCGGCGUUCGACUCCAAGGCCGACGCAGAGGUGUACAUCCGGACGCUGCCGAUCCACAGUGCGUUCUUCGCGCCGGGCAACUUCAUGCAGAACUUCUUCGGCAACCAGGCGCCGCGACUGCUGCCCGGCGAGGAGGGCAGCGAGCCCACGUACGCGAUCACCAACUUCCUCGAGCCGGAUACGGCGGUCCCGCUCGUCAACACGGUCGGCGACACGGGCAAGUAUGUGGGUGCCAUCCUGGCGAACCCGGAGCAAUACAACGGGAAGAUCUUCUACGCGGCGUCGGGCUUGUACAAGUACAGCCAGAUCGCCGAGAUCCUGACCCGCAUCACGGGCAACAAGACCAUCUACAACCAGAUCUCCCAGGAGCAAUGGACCAGCUUUAUGCCCGAGGGCUACCGGGAGUCGAUUGUGCCGAUGAUGCAGUUCAUCCAGAACCCGGGUUACUUUGGGCCGAACAGUAAGGAGUCGGUUGAGUGGACGGUGCAACAGGCCCGCGGGAAGGUGACCAGCUUUGAGGAAUUCGUGGAGAAGAAUGCCGAGGCGCUGUAUAAGCAGUGA
Penicillium alfredii is the source of this 945-nucleotide messenger RNA. RefSeq names its product NmrA/HSCARG family protein. The record is from RefSeq and is a predicted model, not a curated record. Bases 1 to 945 code for a protein of 314 amino acids. The transcript has a single exon. Lineage: Eukaryota; Fungi; Ascomycota; Eurotiomycetes; Eurotiales; Aspergillaceae.